CACAGGUCUCAUUCUCCUGGCGGGACGGUAUGAGGUGCCGCAGCAAGAACUAAGCGCACGCCGAAGCAGCGCGUGGCUCUGGCUUUCCCUGGGGGCUGCCGCGCGCGCCUCCCGUCUCACAUUUCUCUGUCUCCUUGGAAAGAGCUUUUGCAAGGCGGCUGGCUACUUGUGGAAAAGUCCAACAGAAGAGAGGGAGGAGAGCUGGAAGGGGGAAGUGGGGGAGAGAGAGACGACCCAGGCGCCCUCCGUAUUUUGUUUCUUUCCCUCCCUUUCCUUCCCUCGCCAGCCACUCGCUCUGAGGUGCAGGCAGAGGGCGCUUUAGCCAUGCCCGCCCCCUGCGGUUGCUGCCGCUGCUGCUGCUCGGCUCCACGCGCUGAAAAGGCUCCCGCUCCUCGGCCCCUGCUGUUGCCGCUGCCACUGACAGACACCCGGGGAACCGAGGAGAAAGCUGAGCCGCGCUGUUGCCCCUCGGCAGCGCUGUUCUUCCUUGGCAUAUAGCCCCCCUAGAGGGGCUGGUGGCUGAAGAAGAAGCCUCCCCCUCCCCACCGACUGGCUCAGAAACUCCUUCGACCUCCUUUUGCUCCCGAGGGAGCCCGGUUCGGAUGUCCGGUUUCCUGGUGCUUUCCUUUUUCUUUUUUUCUGUUUUUUGUACCUGACGGACCCCAAGCAACUUGUGGGAGAAGAGAAAACUACCAGCAGAGCAGUGGUGGAGAGGGAGUCGCUGCACCUUUCCUCCAUCCCAGGGAAGUUUCUGCUUAAAGGCUGCCAAGAAGGAGCUGGGCUUGGACGGAGCCUCGCAGCGCUGCCCACACGCUCUCUCCAAGGCUUCCACCACCUCCCCACCACACGUCGCGCCCGCCCGCCGGUCCUGCCGCCCUCUGCACAAUGCACUUGCUGGGAUUAUUCUCUCUGGGUUGCUAUCUGGCUGCUGCUGCUGUGGUGCUACUGGGAGCUCGCGAGCCUGCCACAGCCGCUGCCUAUGAAUCCGGGCAGGGCUAUUAUGAGGAGGAACCCGAUCUGGGGGAGGCAAAGACUCAUGCAAGCAAAGAGCUGGAAGAUCAGUUGCGGUCUGUAUCCAGUGUGGAUGAACUCAUGACAGUUCUUUAUCCAGAAUACUGGAAAAUGUUCAAAUGUCAGUUGAGAAAAGGGGGCUGGCAACACAAUAGGGAACAAUCCAGCUUUGAUGCAAGAUCAGAUGAUUCAAAUCCAAUAAAAUUUGCUGCAGCACAUUAUAAUGCAGAGAUUUUGAAAAGUAUUGAUAAUGAGUGGAGAAAAACUCAAUGCAUGCCACGUGAGGUAUGUGUAGAUGUGGGGAAAGAAUUUGGAGCAACAACAAACACCUUCUUUAAACCUCCAUGUGUGUCCAUCUACAGAUGUGGAGGUUGCUGCAAUAGUGAAGGGCUGCAGUGUAUGAAUAUCAGCACCAGCUACAUCAGCAAAACGUUAUUUGAAAUAACUGUGCCAUUGUCACAUGGUCCCAAACCUGUAACAAUAAGUUUCGCCAAUCAUACAUCCUGCCGCUGCAUGUCCAAACUGGAUGUCUACAGACAAGUUCAUUCCAUCAUCAGACGCUCCUUGCCAGUGACACAAUCUCAGUGUCAUGUGGCAAACAAAACUUGUCCAAAAAAUCAUAUCUGGAAUAAUCACAUUUGCAGAUGUCUGGCGCAGCAAGACUUCAGUUUCUCUUCCUACUUUGGGGAUACUGACACUGCUGAAGGAUACCAUGAUAUCUGUGGACCUAAUAAGGAGCUUGAUGAAGAAACCUGUCAGUGUGUCUGCAGAGGAGGAGUGAGGCCUUCCAGCUGUGGACCCCACAAGGAAUUAGACAGAACAUCAUGCCAGUGUUCAUGUAAAAACAAACUGCUGCCCAGUUCAUGUGGACCCAAUAAGGAUUUUGAUGAAGAAAAAUGUCAAUGUGUAUGUAAAAGAACAUGUCCUAAGCAUCAGCCAUUAAAUCCUGCAAAGUGUAUCUGUGAAUGUGUAGAAUCUCCAAACAAAUGCUUCUUAAAAGGAAAAAGAUUUCAUCACCAGACUUGCAGUUGCUACAGACCACCAUGUACAGUUCGAAUGAAACGCUGUGAGACUGGAUUUUAUUACAGUGAAGAAGUGUGCCGUUGUGUACCUACAUAUUGGAAAAGACCACUUAACAACUAGUAGGAAAUAUAUCAUAAGACAAUUUGGUGUACAUUUUUUCUGUUUGUUUUUAAAAAGACUGCUGACUUUUGGAUUUAUUGUGCACCAGAGACAUUAUGGAACUAUCAGAGACAGACUCAUUUGAGCUCUGACAAAUGUGGAAACACAGGAAAAAAACCUGAGACUCUUCAUAUUAAGAACUCACUAAGGACUUGAUUUUUGCCAAUGACCAAACAGCCUAGAUUUUCUUCUUCGUGAUUUUUUUGUAAAGAUAAUGACUAUAUAAUUUAUUUCCAUUAAAAUAUUGUUCUGCAUUCUUGUUUAUAGCAGUAACAAUUGUUAAAUCGCACUGUGAUCAAUAUUUUUAUAUCAUGCAAAGUAUGUUUAAAAUAAAAUGAAAUUGUAUGAUAUGCUGCUGACAAUAUUCAGUCUAUUAUAUUGUUACCCAAUCUGUGUAGCUGUGAUUCAACAAAAUUAAUGGUUGUUUCUGAAAUCCUAAACUAGAUUUCCUAUCCAGUAAAAAAUAUGUGAUUGUGUGCAUGGAGGAAUACUUGAGACAGAAAUAGUAUUUUGUAGGGAGUAAACCCUCCGCAUAAGGAUGUGCAAAGCCCUUUCAUAGGAACAGAGCAUUAUAAAAACUUUUUUAAAAAGAUAACCCAGACAGUGACAAAAGCAAGAACGAGGGAACAGCUCCCACCCAGCUUUCAAGAAGCAAAAAGGAAACUUUUCAGUCAGUGUGGGGAGAACUCCUGCUCUGGACUACUUAGGCAGUCAAUCUUGAAACUUUCCUCUCACACAGUAACCUAGCAGUCAGAUUUGCUCGCUGUAUAAUUUGUUGCAAACCCACCACUGAACUUUCCAAUAUGGGGAAGAAAGAAUGGUUAGUUCUACUCUUCAUGCUCUACCGCUCAGUUGGGACUAUAUGAACAGCUUGCUGCACAGCCAGCCUCAAAAUUUCAGGAUGGGGUUAGUGAUUCAGCAUGGGGAGCAGUGUUUAAAACUCCCUGUCUGCAAUGUAAUGCUUAGGUUGUGUAGUUGCCCCCACCAAUCCCCCUUCAUUGCUGCUCCCCAGCUAUUGCCACUGUGAGUCUUUGUUCCCCCAUUUUGUAUUUUUCGAAUGCUGUCAGUGCCUCUUAGAUUGCAGUGAAACCACAGCAACUCAGAGUCAAUGGUAUAUGCAAAAUAUAGGCAACUCAUGCAGCUGGAAUUGCCUUGAUCCAUGGAUCCCUUGUGGGCAAAGUCUUUUCAUCCCUCCCCAUUAAAAUUAAAUUGAGACAAUUGCACAUGCAUAAUAUGAUUUAUAUAUGGGGCUGCCCCUUCUGUUCGUCAAAGGGGAAGCCCAUACUUAAAGGAGCUCUGUAUGCAGAUUACAAAGUGGUCUCCAGGACCCACUAAUUAUUUCAUCUUGUAUCCUUGGUGGCUGACAUACCGCACAAUGCACCAUCUGCCUUAGAACUGGGUGUCUGUGCAGUUGUGCAAAAUGCUGGAAUUGUGCAAACACAGUUGCACAAUCAAUUGCCAUUGUUUCCAAAGGCUGCUGAUUAUGCAGGUGUCUCAUGCAAAAGUGCAUAAAUAACUGUACGAACACUCAAUACUAAGGCAAACCUAGCGUUGAGGUAUGUCAGCCAGACUACUCUGGUUGCAGCUCUUUUGAGACAGUUACAUGUAGAAACAAGCCACCUUGAAAACUAGUUUCAAAUAUAAAAAACCUUGUCACAGAUAUGCUUACAGUUCUCUCCUUUUGCAUUUUUAAAAAAGAUUUGGGGGUUCUGUCGUACCCAUUUCUGACCAUCGACCUGUGUCACGGAUGCAUUAAUUAUCUGACUAUUUAUUUUAUAUUGGACUUCUAGACUGUCUUGAUUUCUAGUAAAGAUUUUCAUAUUUGUGCAUA
Molecule: messenger RNA, 4024 nt
Organism: Hemicordylus capensis (graceful crag lizard)
Lineage: Eukaryota; Metazoa; Chordata; Lepidosauria; Squamata; Cordylidae
Gene: VEGFC
Product: vascular endothelial growth factor C
Exons: 7
Coding region: 886-2154 (422 amino acids)
Biological process (GO): induction of positive chemotaxis; positive regulation of protein phosphorylation; vascular endothelial growth factor receptor signaling pathway
Cellular component (GO): membrane
Molecular function (GO): chemoattractant activity; vascular endothelial growth factor receptor 3 binding; growth factor activity
Source: RefSeq, a predicted model, not a curated record